Messenger RNA from Cryphonectria parasitica EP155, 1095 nucleotides. RefSeq names its product diacylglycerol acyltransferase. Gene Ontology annotation, cellular component: endoplasmic reticulum membrane. The record is from RefSeq and is a predicted model, not a curated record. Gene Ontology annotation, molecular function: diacylglycerol O-acyltransferase activity. The annotation marks the transcript as partial. Gene Ontology annotation, biological process: triglyceride biosynthetic process. The transcript is spliced from 2 exons. Lineage: Eukaryota; Fungi; Ascomycota; Sordariomycetes; Diaporthales; Cryphonectriaceae.
GAAUAUCCCGACAUCGGACCGGACGCAGAUGACGGAGAGGCAGCGCAGCGGCAGAAAGACAAGGAGGCCGCACCUGAGGUCUUUGGCACACGGUGGGCGCCGCUCAAGGUACCCAUUAAGCGACGGUUCCAGACGGCAGCCGUACUGAUGCACUGCCUGUGCAUUGGUCUGUCAUUAUCCAUCUUCUUCGGCUUGUGUGCGAAUCCUUUUCUGUGGCCUAUCAUCAUCAUCUAUCUCGUCUCGAUGCUGUUCGCGACCGAUGCCACCGACGGCAGGCUGAGGAAGCGCAGGGAAUGGGUCCGCAGGCUUCCUCUCUGGACGUACUUUGCCGAGUAUUUCCCCGCAAAGUUGCACAAGACGCAUGAUCUCCAGCCAACUCGCAAAUAUAUCCUAGGCUACCAUCCUCACGGGAUCAUCUCGCACGGCGCCUGGGCGGCGUUCGCGACGGACGCCCUAGGGUUCUCCGAUAAGUUCCCUGGCAUCACCAACAGCCUGUGCACGCUCGACUCCAACUUCAACCUGCCCCUGUACCGCGAGUACGUCUUCGCCAUGGGCCUGUCUUCCGUCAGCAAGGAGUCUAUCAAGAACCUCCUCACCCACGGCGGGCCUAACAACGAGGGCAUGGGCCGUGCCGUCACCAUCGUCGUCGGCGGGGCACGCGAGUCCCUCGAGGCUCAGCCCAACACCAUGCGUCUCAUCAUCAACGAGCGCAAGGGCUUCAUCAAGAUCGCCCUGCAGACCGGCGCGGACCUGGUCCCUGUGCUCGCUUUUGGCGAGAACGACCUUUACGACCAGCUGGACCCGCACAAGCACCCCUGGCUGCACGGCCUGCAGCGCUACUUCCUCAAGGCCUGGAAGUUCACCGUCCCUCUGCUCCACGGCCGCGGCAUCUUCAACUACGACGUCGGCCUGAUGCCCUACCGGCGGCCCAUGAACAUCGUCGUUGGCAAGCCCAUCCCCGUCAUGCAACAGGCCAACCCGGACAACAGCGAGGUCAACCGCCUGCACGAUCUCUAUACCGAGGAGCUCCAGACGAUCUGGGAGCGCUACAAGGAUGAGUUUGCCAGCCAUCGUAAGGAGGAGAUGCAGUUCGUC